AGUACCGGCAAAGGUCACCUUGAACUGUCAUCUUCUCUUUGGGGUUAAUUAACAAACUGUUUACAAACAUUCAGUAGAGGCAGAAUAUUUAUUAACACUGUGUUGACGGUGCUUAUGGUGUUUACAAUGUGCAUUUGAUUUGGAUUAUUAAAGAUAUAAAUUCACUUACAAUGGAUUUAAAUCGUCCGUAUUUUAUUAAGGAUGCUUUCAAAGGAAAAUGUUUUGCUGUUUUCACUAGUGGUGGCGAUUCACAGGGAAUGAAUGCUGCACUACGAGCAGUCAUUCGAAUGGGAUUAUACUUAGGUUGCAAAGUGUAUUUCAUUAAGGAAGGUUAUCAAGGAAUGGUUGAUGGCGGUGAUAAUAUUGUGGAGGCAAAUUGGUCAUCUGUUAGUGGAAUUAUCAACUUAGGUGGUACUAUUAUUGGUUCAGCUAGAUGUAAGGAGUUUAGGUCUCAUUCUGGUCGACUGAAAGCAGCUUUAAAUCUUAUAAAAAAUGGAAUAAAUAAUUUAAUUGUUAUUGGAGGUGAUGGUUCACUUACUGGGGCAAAUCUUUUUCGACAAGAAUGGGAAUGCCUGGUCAAUGAACUAUUGGAUAAAAAACAAAUAUCCAAUCAAGAACUUGGGUCUUGCAAGAGUUUGCAUAUUACAGGGAUGGUAGGUUCAAUUGACAAUGAUUUUUGUGGUACAGAUAUGACAAUUGGAACUGAUUCAGCUUUGCAUAGAAUUGUAGAUGCAACUGAUGCAAUUGUUAGCACUGCAUAUUCCCAUAAAAGAACAUUUAUUAUGGAAGUAAUGGGACGAAACUGCGGAUAUUUAGCUGUUGUUGCAGGCUUGUGUGUUGAAGCUGAUUUUAUAUUUGCGCCCGAAGAUCCUCCAGAUGCCAACUGGCCAAGUGUUUUAUGCGCACUAUUAAGUCAGGAACGAUUAGCUGGAAGAAGGCAAAAUAUUAUCAUGGUAUCAGAAGGGGCAAUUGAUAGAAAUGGAGAACCUAUAACAGCAGAAAAAAUUAAAGAAGUCAUUAUUGCAGGUUUAAAUCAGGAUACAAGAAUUACAGUGCUUGGCCAUGUACAGAGAGGUGGAAGUCCUUCUGCUUUUGAUCGAUUACUGGGAUGUCGCAUGGGGGCAGAAGCAGUAUUAGCCCUUAUGGAAGCUCAUGAUGAGUCUGAGCCUUGUGUUGUGACCUUGCACCGAAACCAAGCAGUUCGUCUUCCAUUGAUGGAAUGUGUUUCUCACACAAAAGCUGUAGCUAACGCUAUGGAAAAUAAAAAUUGGGAAUUAGCAGUAAAAUUGCGAGGAGUGUCUUUUGCUAGAAAUUUGGAAACAUAUAAAAUGUUAACACUUCCAAAACCUCCCUUGAAUGAAAGUUCUUUGUCAUAUAAAACACGAAAUUUUGCAGUUAUUCAUAUUGGGGCGCCAGCAUGUGGUAUGAACGCUGCUGUUAGAUCUUUUGUCAGGAAUUCUAUUUACAGAGGUCACAGAGUUUUUGGAAUACAUGAUGGUAUUGAAGGACUGAUUUCUGGAAAUAUAAAGCCAUUGCAAUGGUCUGAUGUCAGCGGCUGGGUGAGUCAGGGAGGUGCGUUUCUAGGUACAAAACGCACACUUCCAACAAGUUCCACUUUACAAAGGAUUGCUGAGCAGUUCACAAAGUUCGACAUAAGUGGUUUAUUGAUAAUUGGUGGUUUUGAAGCUUUUAAGGCAGGUUUGAUGCUGUUAGAAAAUAGAAAAACAUACAAAAACUUUUGUAUUCCCAUAACAUUAAUUCCUUCGACAAUAAGUAACAAUGUACCUGGCACGGAGUUUUCUUUAGGAAGUGAUACUGCUCUUAAUGAAAUAAGUGAAAUAUGUGAUAGAAUCAAGCAAUCAGCACAGGGUACAAAAAAUCGUGUUUUUAUUGUAGAAACAAUGGGUGGUUAUUGUGGAUAUUUGGCAACACUUGCAGGCUUAGCAGGUGGUGCUGAUGCUGCAUACAUCUUUGAAGAGAAGACUACAAUUAAACAUCUGCAAAAUGACUUAAAUCAUAUGGUCUCAAAAAUGAGAUCAGGCAUUCAAAGAGGAUUAAUAUUGCGUAAUGAGAAGUCUUCUGAAAAUUACAAUACAGAUUUUAUCCAUAGAUUAUUUUCAGAAGAAGGGCAAGGUAUAUUCUCUACACGGACUAAUGUACUAGGUCACAUGCAGCAAGGUGGUUCUCCUUCACCAUUUGAUAGAAAUAUGGGCACUAAAUUAGCUGCUAAAUGUGCUGAGUGGAUGCAUGAACAAAUCCUGGACAAUACAAAAAGUGAUGGGUCAAUAUAUACUAAUGUUCCAAGCACUGUAUGUUUGCUAGGGGUAAUUGGAA
This is a messenger RNA of Ctenocephalides felis (cat flea), 2334 nucleotides long. It is a transcript of the gene Pfk, whose product is annotated as ATP-dependent 6-phosphofructokinase. Gene Ontology annotation, cellular component: cytoplasm; 6-phosphofructokinase complex. NCBI's taxonomy places the organism in Eukaryota, Metazoa, Arthropoda, Insecta, Siphonaptera, Pulicidae. The record is from RefSeq and is a predicted model, not a curated record. Gene Ontology annotation, biological process: fructose 6-phosphate metabolic process; fructose 1,6-bisphosphate metabolic process; canonical glycolysis. Gene Ontology annotation, molecular function: 6-phosphofructokinase activity; fructose-6-phosphate binding; identical protein binding.